Aspergillus japonicus CBS 114.51 is the source of this 1821-nucleotide messenger RNA. RefSeq names its product putative thiamine pyrophosphate enzyme. The record is from RefSeq and is a predicted model, not a curated record. Lineage: Eukaryota; Fungi; Ascomycota; Eurotiomycetes; Eurotiales; Aspergillaceae. Gene Ontology annotation, molecular function: magnesium ion binding; thiamine pyrophosphate binding; flavin adenine dinucleotide binding. Gene Ontology annotation, biological process: L-valine biosynthetic process. Gene Ontology annotation, cellular component: mitochondrion; acetolactate synthase complex. The coding region runs from base 1 to 1821 and encodes 606 amino acids. The transcript has 5 exons.
AUGGAUCCAUUCCACUUGGUCUACACUGCAUCUUUUGCCUUCUUCGAGGCUCUGUGGGAGGCUGGCGUCACUCAUGUCUUCGUGAAUCUGGGUUCUGAUCAUCCCUCAAUCCUGGAAGCCAUGGUAAAAGGCCAGAAGGAGAAGCCCAAGGAAUUCCCUAAGAUUGUAACAUGUCCCAAUGAGAUGGUGGCUCUCUCCAUGGCCGAUGGAUAUGCGCGUCUUACUGGCAAGCCUCAAUGUGUGAUCGUUCACGUCGAUGUGGGCACGCAGGGUCUUGCUGCAGCCAUUCACAACGCUUCCUGUGGUCGUGCUCCGGUUCUGAUCUUUGCCGGCCUAUCUCCUUAUACAAUUGAGGGUGAGAUGCGAGGUUCUCGUACCGAAUAUAUCCACUGGAUCCAAGAUGUUCCGGACCAGAAGCAGAUCGUCUCUCAGUACUGUCGUUAUGCUGGAGAAAUUCGGUCGGGUAAGAACAUCAAGCAGAUGGUGAACCGGGCUUUACAAUUCGCCACAAGCGACCCUCAGGGUCCUGUCUACCUGGCCGGUGCUCGGGAAGUCAUGGAGGAAGAAAUUAUCCCGUACUCUAUCAACCAAAGCCAGUGGGUACGGGUUGCUCCACCAGCACUACCUUCAGAAGGAGUGGAGUUGAUUGCAACUGAGCUUGCGGCUGCCAAAGAGCCAUUGGCGAUCGUAGGAUACUCGGGCCGCAACCCCCAGGCAGUGAAGGAGUUGGUCACUCUAGCCGACAAAUUCAAGGGCCUUCGCGUUCUGGAUACUGGAGGCUGCGACAUGUGCUUCCCAGGUGACCAUCCGGCGUCUUUAGGAAUGCGGUUUGGGAUUCAUGAUGCGAUAAAAACGGCAGAUUUCAUUCUCGUCGCCGACUGUGACGUACCAUGGAUCCCAACCAUUUGCAAGCCUUCCGACACCGCCAAAAUUGUCCACGUAGACGUGGACCCUCUCAAGCAGCAGAUACCUGUGCACUACAUCAACUCGAGCGCAACAUACCGGGCGGAAUCUGCGACCGCAUUCAAGCAGAUCAACGAUUAUAUUGCGUCCAAUUAUCAGCUACAGCAAUCUAUCAACACAGCAGAGAACCAGGCGCGGGGCGAACGCCGCGAACAAGAAUUCAGAAAGACGCGCAAGGCAAUCGCCGAUAUGGCCGUGGUCCCAGCAGGCGGGGACCGUGCGCCAUUGAACGCGUCGUAUCUCAUCUCCCAGCUCCGGGGAGGCUGUCCUGCUGACACCAUCUGGGCGAUCGAGUCUGUGACGCUGACUGGUAUCGUCUCCGAUCAAAUCGCGGCAACUAUUCCGAAGUCAUGGAUCAACUGCGGCGGCGGUGGUCUGGGUUGGUCUGGUGGCGGUGCUUUGGGCAUCAAGCUCGCGACCGAUCUCGAGCACGGAGGCAAUAACAAGGGCAAGUUUGUCUGUCAGAUCGUGGGCGACGGCACAUACCUCUUCUCGGUGCCUGGCUCCGUGUACUGGGUGGCGCGCCGAUACAACAUCCCCAUCCUAACGAUUGUCUUGAACAACAAGGGCUGGAAUGCCCCGCGGAGGAGUAUGCUGUUGGUACACCCCAACGGCGACGGCUCCCGGGCCACCAACGAGGACCUCAACAUCUCCUUCGCGCCCACUCCGGACUACCCUGGGAUCGCGAAAGCGGCCUCAGGAGGUGAGUUCUGGGCGGCUCAGGCGUCCACGGUUGCGGAGCUCCGCCGCUUGCUGCCUGAGGCCAUCAAGAGUGUACAGAAUGGCACCACGGCUGUGUUGGAAGCGCAGCUGGAUGGGACGGAGGGCAACCAUCGCGGCCGCCGAGGAUCUUCUUGA